UCCUGUAAACAGCAGACCUUUUUGUCCUUGAAAAAGAAAAAAAAAAACACUAGCAAGAUGAUGGGAUUCAAAGGGAUCCUGAAGAUACUUAUGGUCAUCUUCAACAUUGUGAUCUUUUUUGCUGGACUGGCAUCUCUGGUCAUCGGAUUUCGGGUCGUAAUUAACAAGAAGAAUGCAUUUGGAACGGUGGAUAACAUUGAAGAACUUUCCCCACAAUUAUCAUAUCUGGCUAACGCUGGCUACCUGCUGGUGGCUGUUGGGGCUGUACUCACCUUCAUUGGCUUCCUGGGCUGCUGUGGAGCCUUCUGGGAGAAUCAGUGCAUGCUCAUGAUCGCAGAGAAACUGCUGAAUAACAUUCAAGAAAAAGUUACUAGGAGCAUCCAGAAGGGCUACGGUGAAAACGACAUCAUCAACACUAUGUGGGACGAGACGAUGGCUCUGUUGAAAUGCUGUGGGUACAACAACUACACCGACUUCACUGGCUCCCCGUAUGUAAACCACACCUCACAGUACCCCCAAUUCUGCUGCUCUACAGGAUCCGGGAAGUGUGAUCUUGGAAAAGCAGAAUCACAGAAAGUGAACGGCUGUUUCGAUGUUGUGGUGGAAAGGGUGAAGAAUAACUCUGCUUUGCUAGGGGGCAUAGCUGUUUGUGUCGCUGCUAUAGAGGUCGGCUCAAUGAUCGUGUCUUUUAUCUUGCUUAAGUAAUGAACCUGGAAUCUUGCAGAUGUAAGCACUGACCUCUCACCGGACCAUGUGAUGAAUAAUGAAAGCGAUGCACGGUUAUCCCACACCUUAUAAAUUACAAUGUGUAAAAAAAGAGCUUUUGUUGUAAUUCUGUUAUGUUUCAUUAAAAACUUCAUAAAAACAAACUGUGUUUAACAAAAUGUUACACUUUGUUUAAUUGUAUUUUUUUCUUUUGCAAGCUUUUUCUUUAUCAUUCAACUGAAUGGUGUAACACUCAAAACAGCCGUUUCUCAGGAAGUAUAAGUGUGAUGGAGUUGAAAUUUGGCCAUGCUAAUCUGUAAGUGAACGUCUAACGAUGACUGGGUUACAUGAAAACAUGGCCACUAUCAGCCAAUCAGCUUCCAGCAGUGAUUUCACACUAUAAACUCACCGAUUGAUUUGUAUUAUGGUUUAUUUGCACAUGUCACUUAGAUAGAUUAUCACAAAGACGUAUUAAACGGGUCAUUUUGGUGUUACAGGUCCACUGAGUCCUCACACUUUUUCUCUGGUCACAUUCAUUUCCAGUGAUCAGUAUUUUGGUGAAGUUUUGGAUUUGUGUAAUAUGUGAUGAUUUUCUGUUUUUGACUCCGACCCUACCUUGUUUGCCAAUAAACUUUUGCUUAUGGAUCCAUCUAAUGUCUCAGAUCCAUUUGUUCCAGCUGUUAAUGGCAUAACAAAUAAAGAUUUAUU
Hemibagrus wyckioides is the source of this 1413-nucleotide messenger RNA. RefSeq names its product tetraspanin-1-like. NCBI's taxonomy places the organism in Eukaryota, Metazoa, Chordata, Actinopteri, Siluriformes, Bagridae. Gene Ontology annotation, cellular component: membrane. The coding region runs from base 58 to 705 and encodes 215 amino acids. The transcript is spliced from 6 exons. The record is from RefSeq and is a predicted model, not a curated record.